This is a messenger RNA of Sinocyclocheilus anshuiensis, 906 nucleotides long. RefSeq lists its product as uncharacterized. Gene Ontology annotation, molecular function: nucleic acid binding. The transcript is spliced from 6 exons. Lineage: Eukaryota; Metazoa; Chordata; Actinopteri; Cypriniformes; Cyprinidae. The record is from RefSeq and is a predicted model, not a curated record. Bases 82 to 834 code for a protein of 250 amino acids.
UCUCUAGACUGUAAUAAAGCAAUACAUUAUACUACACAAAGACCCUUGUCCUCUCCACACAGAUCCAACACUUACAAUGCCAUGACAAAAGGUCAUCAACAGUCUUCAUUUCCAGUCAAAUCUGCAAAAUCAGAAGUAACCGCUGAAUCCAUCAACAUUCAGAUGCCAGUAACUAAGACGACUGCAAAAACAUCAGCACAAACUGAGGGUGUGAUUCGUGUGUCUGGAAUCCCUCUUGAUUACUCUCAGAGUGAACUCAUCAAAAUGGCAUCUCCGUUUGGUCACUAUGUUGAGGUUUUAAUGGCGACUGAGGUUUACACAACAACCUGUCUAGAAUGGAAGGCUUUACUGAUGUUUCCAACUGAAUUCUCAGCCGAGGAGAUGGUGAAGGUUUACUCUGCUAUCCCAGUUCACAUGAGACAGCAAAGUUUGGAGCUGGUGUCCCAAACUGUUGACUUUAGUUCACCUGUGUCAGUGUUUCAUGCUUUUGUGGGGCCAUCAUUGUCAAAUGGGCUGCUGACAGCUUUGGACCAUUUGCUGGUUGUAUGUAAUGUUCCCAAUCAGCCCAGUGCUGCUACAGGAGUGCUACGGCUGCUAAAGCCUUUUGGACAAAUUUUCAGAGCUCUGGUACUUCAUGGAAACAAGGUGGAUGUUGAUCAGUGCCUUGGGAACAAUAGCAGCAUCCAGAUGGUUUUAGAGAUGGAAUCCGCUUCUGUUGCUUUAUCUGUAUAUGAGUGGUCUCAAAAAAUUCCUUGUCUUUAUCACAACCAUCAUCUGUCCUUCCUCAGAGGAUGUAAUAUACAGAAAAAUACAUCUGAGGUCCAUUCAGCCUAAUAUCCUCACAGUUUUUUAGUCCCCUUAAGUAUUGUAUAUUUUCAUUAUCUUGUAAUAAAAUAAAAUGAAACA